Messenger RNA from Lucilia sericata (common green bottle fly), 406 nucleotides. RefSeq names its product vasotab. NCBI's taxonomy places the organism in Eukaryota, Metazoa, Arthropoda, Insecta, Diptera, Calliphoridae. Gene Ontology annotation, molecular function: protein binding. The coding region runs from base 50 to 319 and encodes 89 amino acids. The record is from RefSeq and is a predicted model, not a curated record. The transcript has 2 exons.
UAUUUGAAAACGAAUUUUGAACUAAAUUUUAAAUAUUUAAAUCAUUGAAAUGCAUCUCGCUAUAGUUUUAACGAUUCUCUCCUUGGGUUUAUUCUGCUGCAUAAUGGGUGCUGAGGGAACACGUUGCAAUCGUGCUUGUACGCGUGAAUACAAUCCUGUCUGUGGGGUCCUACAAAGACCUGGUAGAAGGGUACAAUGUACUUUCUCAAAUCCUUGUACAAUGAGAGUACGCAGCUGCGUAGCAAAUGAACGAUGGGUUGGAAGAUCUGGAAUUUGCGCAAUAAAUUCACCUGAAUGUGAUAAAAUCAGAAGAUCAUAAACAUGUAAAAACCUGUGAAUAAUAGUUAAUUUUUUUAAGAAAAAUUAUAUCAUUAUAAAAUAACGAAAUGUGAUAUUGUCCAUUUAA